AUGAAGCCAGCACAGAUCAGAUUCUCUCUACAGAGACCUCUACAGCACACAGAUCCAGACAUGGCACCUACAAUCACUGCAGCAAUGACCAAUUCUCAGGAGCAUCUCACUCUGACCCACAAGCUCAGAAAGCCUCUGGUGGAGAAGUUACGCAGAGAGCGAAUCAACAGCAGCAUUGAGCAGCUCAAGUCUCUCCUGGGUCCAGAGUUCCUCAAACAGCAGCCAGACUCCAAGCUGGAGAAAGCAGACAUCCUGGAGAUGACAGUUUGUGUCCUGACACAGCUGCAGCAGCAGCAUCAACAGCAGAGAAGACUGCUGAACCACUUCAACAAGCUGCAGUCUUCCUCUGAUAACAACCUGACAGAGGCUGACUUCUCUCCUCUGAGCUCCACAGUCCAGACCAGCAUCACCAAAGAGCAGAGUCCAGUCAACAGCGCCCUCUGGAGGCCGUGUUAGACACCUACAGACUGGAGCUACU
Epinephelus fuscoguttatus (brown-marbled grouper) is the source of this 478-nucleotide messenger RNA. RefSeq names its product transcription factor HES-2-like. The transcript is spliced from 2 exons. NCBI's taxonomy places the organism in Eukaryota, Metazoa, Chordata, Actinopteri, Perciformes, Serranidae. The record is from RefSeq and is a predicted model, not a curated record. Gene Ontology annotation, cellular component: nucleus. Gene Ontology annotation, biological process: regulation of neurogenesis; regulation of transcription by RNA polymerase II; anterior/posterior pattern specification. Gene Ontology annotation, molecular function: RNA polymerase II cis-regulatory region sequence-specific DNA binding; protein dimerization activity; DNA-binding transcription factor activity, RNA polymerase II-specific. The coding region runs from base 1 to 456 and encodes 151 amino acids.